AUGAAGGCGCGAAAUAGCAACAACAACAAGAUCUCAGCCUCACCUCCCAGCAACUCGCCCACCGACGUCCCGCAGCUGGGCACCAACUGGGGCAACAUCUCGCGUCAUCUCUCCAGGUCGUACGAAGAUGUGCCGCAUACGGGCGGCGAUCCUCAGGCCGAUCUCACGCUCGCCGGCGGCCAGUACGCCUCCAGCUCCUUCGACGACUACAUCGAUCUCCAGAGGCGCGAGAAGGAGGCCAAGCGGAAGGACAAGGAGGACAAGGACGCCAAGAAGCGCGCCAAGGAGGAGGAGAAGCGCAAGAAGAAGGGCGACAAGGCCGAAGCCAAGAAGGAGCGCGAGCGCGAGAAGGAACGCGAGAAGCAGGAGGAGGCCGAAGAGUGGGAGCGCGGCUCCGAGCAGCAGCAGCAGCCGGCCGAGAGCGAGAAGGAAAAGGAGAGGAAGAAGCGCGAGAGGAUUGCGUCGUCACUGGCGCGCAUCGGCCACAAGGGAGCUCCGGGUCCGGCGGACGAGGUGGGGGCGCAGACGUUCGUGCGCUACGCCGAGAGCGAAGACGAAACGCUGAGCAUCGGCAAGAAGCGCGACAGGGACGCCGCCGUCGCCACGACCAUCGUCACCAGCGGCCUCCCCGACGGCAGCAGCGACGACAAGCAGCCGAUCGAGCAACUGGCGGUGCUGCAGCCGCAGAAAGAGAGCAAGAAGAAGCGGGAGAAGGAGAAGGAGCGGGACUCCGAGCAACAGCAGCAGCAGCAGCACAACGAUAAGGAGGAGCAGGCCACGUUCGACCAGAAAAGCGAAAGGAAAGAGUCGAAGAAAAAGAAGGAGAGGGAUAAAGACGAGCCGCCGCUGCAGCAGCAACAGAAGGUCGAAGACGGAGACGAGGACAAGAGCGGCGGAAGCGACAAGGACCGGGAGAAGCGGCGUGAGGUGCGCAAGAACAUUUCGCCCAGCGAGGAGAGGCGCAAGCGCGACAAGCGCGAGGAGAAGAUCAAGGCCGAAAGAGCGAAGGAAAAGAACGAAAACGGAGCCGGGAGCGAUAGCGAAACGCCCGCGACGCCCGUGGCGAAGAAGAAGCCGCUGGCCGGAAGCAGGGAGGGCAAGGCGGCGAGCAAGGCCGCCAAGGAGGAGCUUCGUGAGAAGAGACGCUCGCUGGAGAGAAAGACCAAGGAGGGCGACCUAGCACUCGGCCAGGUGACUGGUGCACCACCCACAUCGACCGCGCUCAUCGUCGUCUCCAGUGGCAGCGCCCCUGUGGAAGCGGAAUCGAGCGGCGGCAGCGCACGCAAGGUGUCGGGCGGUGCCAGCGCUCUUGGCGGCGGCGGGACCCAGCCUGACCGUGAGGACUCAGGCGAGUUCUAUCGGCACCUGAGCGAGGGCGUCCCGCGUAUCCUCGACCAGGUUCUCACGCCCCAGCGCGUUCGACGCGACAAGCCCGAGGCCGCAGGGGCACUCCCGAGCACGACCGAAGAACUCUCAAGCGCGACCGCCGAUGCCGAGGCCGACACCGAAGCUGCCGUCGAGCCGGGUGCUUCCGACACCGAACCGCUGGCGGCCGACGUCGCAGCGUCGGGACCGGCCAGCGCCGGCUCCGGCAUCAAGCUGACCCGCUCUACGCUGGCCAAGAUCCUCUUCGAGGAGCCCGACGCCGCAGGGGCAUCCCCCGUGGCCACCGACGAACUGCAACGCGAAGAGCCGCCGCUGCCUGAGGUGGAGCAGCCCAUGGAAGACGAGCCGUGGGCCAUCUACCUGGGAAUGGUGGGUCCGAACGCAGACGACGAGGAGGCCGAGGAGGAGCUGCUGCACCUCUACCAGCAGCAGCAGCACCCGUUCAGCGCCGAGGAGCUGGGCGGCGAGACGUUCGUCACGAUGCACGACGACCUGGCGCUUCCGCGCUCGCAGUCGUACUCGCCGACGCUUACCGCGGCGACCCGCCCGAUGCCGAUCGGAUCGCCCCUGCGCGUGUUAUCGCCCCCCGGCAGCGCGCCGUCCGAGCGUGCCAGCAGCGCAGCAGUCCACUCGACUUCGCCGUCACCGCCGCCCAGCGGCCUUACGAUUCAGCCCUCGCCGCGGUCCCAGUCGCCGCCGCCCAGUCCACCGAGACUGGAUCGACCCACCCCGCACCGCUACCUGCAGCCCGAUCGCUCGAUCACGCCGCCCACGGCGUCGACGUCGGCUUCGACGUCGGCGCAUCUCAUAUUGUCCGACGCGGACCGGACGACUAGCGCGCCGGUGCUUCCCCCGUCAUCGCUGGGGAGCGGUGUCUCAGCCAUGACUGCGCUGCCAGCGCACCUCCACAUCGACCCGUCGACAGACUACCGCAAGGCCAUCGCUCGCGUGGCUGCGCAGCUCCACCCCGACCUCGCGCUCUCCAAGAUGAGUCUCGUCGUCAUGAACAAGAUCGUCAAUCUCGUCUUCGACCGGAUCGCAACCUUGGCCGCCCAGUUCGCCCGCGACAACAAACGCAACACGGUCACCUCGCGCGAGAUCCAAAUGGCGGUUCGCCACGUGUUCGCUCAGGAGGGCACGAACAUGGCAACGCAUUGUAUCGCCUUCUCCAACCAAGCGGUGCACAGCCAUUUCGCCCUCCAGGAGAAGAUCAAGCGCGAAGAGGAGCGAGUGCUGCUCGCCGCCGAGCAGCCUGCAGCGACGGCUCCGUCGGAAUCCGCCGCGCGGGGUGGUGCCGAUGCUGGCAAGCCGGCGCCUGUCGGCGAAGGACUCAACGCGGACGACUCGAUAGCCGUCGCAGGCGACCAGAUUUCCGCCGACGCGCCCGCGCCGCUAUCGACAUCUCCCGAGACCGGCAGCGCCCUCGUGUAUGCCACGGACGGCGGGGUGGUCGAUCUGCGUCGGCCGAGCUACGGUGCCGACUCGACCAGCGGCCACGACGAAUUUGUGCCGUACGACGUGUCGGUCCCUGACGCCGUCGUCGAAUCCCUGUUGCCGACGGCCGACGAGACAACCGUACAAAGCGGCAGCAGCAGGCCAGGCCCCGACGAGGUGUUGCUUCUCCGCCAGCGAAUGAUGGCGGAGAGGAAGGCGUCGCUCGCGGCGAUACUGGACGGCUCGGCCUCCAGCGCGGGCGGCCAGCGCAAAGCGGGCCGCGAGGAGAAGCGGACCAGCGGCACCGACCAGUUCUACCAGAUGAUGAGCCAGGGCGCCGAGAAGAACCUCCAAAGCGGCGGGGCCGUCAGCAGCAGCUCGGACAGCGAGGUCGACCGACCGACGAAGAAAAAGCCGCCGCCGACGCACCACCGCGACACGAAGAGGGACGGCGCCGCGGGCAAGAGGAAGAAGAAGCCGUCGACGCAUCAGCAGCAGGGAGCGACUACCCACAGCAGCGGCGAGGAGCGCGACAGGGAGAGGGAGAAGAAGCCGGGCAAGCACAACGGCAAGCGACGCGGGAGCGCGCGCAGCCUGAGCAGCGGAAGCGAGGACGAGGGCCGCUCGAAGAGCCGCUCCAAGCGCGGGCGGGACCGGAGCAGUAGCAGCAGCAGCAGCAGCGACGGUGGUGGCGGAGGCAACAGCGAGAACAGGGACAGGCGCAUCCGCCGCAAGCGGAAGGUGCGCCGAAAGCACCACCCCUCGUCGAGCAGCGACGAUUCGAGCGAGAGCGAGAGCGACGAGGCCACCACGAAGCGGCGCGGCAAGAAGGAGCGGGACAGGGAGAAGAGGAAGAAGCGCCGGUCGGCCAAGAUAUCGAGCAGCAGCGAGACUGACAGCGAGCGCGAGAGGCGGCGCGAGAUGCGCGAGAAGAAGCGGAAGGAGCUCGACAAGCUGGGCGAGCUGAGCACCAGCGACAGCGAGAAAGAGAAGCGCCGACAGAAUCGCCGCGACAAGCGGCGGCUGAAGGAGAAGGAGAAGCAGCGUGCCAAUGCCAACGCGAGCAGCGACAGCGACCGUGAGCGCAGGCGUGCUAAGAGGCGAAAAGAGAAGGAGAAGGCGAAGCUCCACAACGGCGGCAGCAGCAGCAGCAGCUCGGACACCAGCCCCGACUCAAAGGAGCGCAAGCGGCGGCGCAGGGAGAAGAAGCGGAAGGAGCUGGAGAAGCUGGGCGAGCUGAGCUCGAGCGACAGCGACAAGGAGCGGCGGCGGCGCGAGAAGCGAGCACGCGAGCGUCGGAAGAAGGAGGCGCGAGGCGGCGGCAACAAACUGACCACCAGCAGCAGCGAUACCGACCUCGCUGCCGACAAGGACCGAGGCAGCAAGCAGCAGCGCAAGGGCGGCGCAGGCAGCGGAGGCAAGGACAAGCGCGACAAACAGCAGCAAAAGAGGAGGAACAAGACCGCGUCAAGCAGCAGCAGCGACACGACUGACCACGACAGCGCCGCCGAGCGUCGAAACAAGACGAGCGCCAAGCAGCGCCGCCGGAUUAAGCGCGCCGCGGCCGAGGCGGCUGCCGCCGCCAGCAGCAGCAGCUCGGACGCCAGCUCGGGGAGCGACACGGCCGGAAGUCGGCGACGCGGCGGCGGUAGCAGCAGCGACGACUCGUCCGCGGCCGAGCGCAAGGCCGUCGCCGAGAAGCGGGAGCGCAGGAGGAAGCACAAGGAGAAGGACCGCGAGCGGCGGAGGGAGCGCGAGGACAAGUACAAGGACCCAGCCCUGUCUGCUGCCGUCGCCGCCACGCCCGCCACGCCGCCGGGCAGGAAAGACAAGGACAAGGACAAGGAGGGCGCAACCGCUGCCAACGUCGGCGGGGCGCCGGGCAGUGCCAAGCCGCGCAAGCCGAAGCCCGCCGUCGGCGGCGAGCAGCGACUCGCGGCACCGCACGACCCGCACACGCACACACGCACACCCUCGCGAGGGUGA
This is a messenger RNA of Acanthamoeba castellanii str. Neff, 4806 nucleotides long. Its product is annotated as core histone h2a/h2b/h3/h4 superfamily protein. The coding region runs from base 1 to 4806 and encodes 1601 amino acids. The record is from RefSeq and is a predicted model, not a curated record. The transcript has 3 exons. Gene Ontology annotation, molecular function: structural constituent of chromatin; protein heterodimerization activity; DNA binding. Lineage: Eukaryota; Discosea; Longamoebia; Acanthamoebidae. Gene Ontology annotation, cellular component: nucleosome.